UUUAUUUAUGGUUUUGCCUUUAUGUAUUACAAUAUGAUUACAAUCAAUUACAAUGUAUUCUUGUCUAUGAAUGUAUUAUUGUAAUCAAAAUAAAUAAUUUAUUAAUACGUUCAAAUUUUAUCUACGGUUUAAAUAUAUUUAUAUAUUUACUGUAUAUUGGGAUCAUAUUUUAUAAAUUUGCGAAAGUAGUAAAUUGUAGGAAAAUGUCUUUAACACCAAGAGCAGAAGGCCCCCCUGAAGAGGCAAUAAAAUCUCCUGGUUGUGCACAUUAUAAAAGAAAGUCAAAAUUUGUUACUCCUUGUUGCAAUAAAGUAUAUACUUGCCGAUUUUGUCAUGAUGAACGAGAAGAUCAUACAAUGAAUCGAAAAGAAGUUAGUGAAUUAAUAUGUACAUUGUGCGACACACGUCAACCAGUGCAAGCCGAAUGUCAGAACUGUGGAAUACGAUUUGGAAAGUAUACUUGCUUGGAGUGCAAUCUAUUUGAUGAUGAGGAUAAAAAUCAAUAUCAUUGCAAUGGUUGUGGAAUUUGUAGAAUUGGAGGAGCAGAUAAAUUCUUUCACUGUAAGAAGUGCAAUAUGUGUCUUCCAGUACAACUGCAAAAUAGGCAUAAAUGUGUAGAGAAUGUAUCCAGAGCUAACUGUCCAGUGUGUUUGGAAGAUAUUCACACCUCUCGUACUCCAUGUCACAUACCUAACUGUGGACAUCUUAUACAUCGUGUUUGUUUUGAGCAGCUUCUUCAAGCAGGGCAUUACGCUUGUCCGGUUUGCCAAACUUCAUUGAUGGAUAUGACACAGUUAUGGAAGUAUCUAGAUAACGAAGUUGCCCGCACACCAAUGCCUGCUGAAUACAGUAUUUGUAAAGUUGAUAUUUUAUGCAAAGAUUGUCAUAAGGAAAGCACGAUAAAAUUCCAUGUGGUUGGUUUAAAGUGCAGCUUCUGCGGUUCAUAUAAUACAUGUAGAUCCGAAGGUCCAAGUCCUCCCGUUACUGGACGUAAGAUCAGUUACAAUAUAUCAAGAGCAACUCAGGUAAAACAAUUUUUUGCUAAAAUUUUAGGCCAGGCUGCACAAACCAAUCAAAAUUUACAUCAGGAAAACGAAGAAGAAGCCACAUCAGCCAGUCAAAAUAUUAAUGAAGGUCAGAGCUCAUCGUCGACCGACGAAAAUCAAUCAGAAACGCAAAGGUCAUCUCAACAAUAAAUUUUAAUUGUUGAGAUUGAAAUACGUAUUUUUACUUAUGAUUGCAAAGUUAUAUUAGAUGUUGUGUAAUAGAAUUUUUAUUAAUUUUUUUCUUAAUUUAUUGCUAAUAUAACAAAUACCUAUGUAUAUCUGAUUAUCAUUAGAAAUAAGCUGUUAGAUUGACCUUGUACUACAAGCUUUAUAAAACUAUAAGUAUCUAUUUUGUCAAAACUUAAUGUCCAAAAGUAAAUUACUCCGAUUAAACUGAAAUGUGUAUUA
Molecule: messenger RNA, 1454 nt
Organism: Agrilus planipennis (emerald ash borer)
Lineage: Eukaryota; Metazoa; Arthropoda; Insecta; Coleoptera; Buprestidae
Gene: Rchy1
Product: RING finger and CHY zinc finger domain-containing protein 1
Exons: 6
Coding region: 204-1196 (330 amino acids)
Biological process (GO): protein ubiquitination; ubiquitin-dependent protein catabolic process
Cellular component (GO): nucleus
Molecular function (GO): ubiquitin protein ligase activity; zinc ion binding
Source: RefSeq, a predicted model, not a curated record